Plasmodium adleri (nom. inval.) is the source of this 1947-nucleotide messenger RNA. Its product is annotated as conserved Plasmodium protein, unknown function. The record is from RefSeq and is a predicted model, not a curated record. The transcript has a single exon. Bases 1 to 1947 code for a protein of 648 amino acids. Lineage: Eukaryota; Apicomplexa; Aconoidasida; Haemosporida; Plasmodiidae.
AUGAGAAAAUAUUUAUGUAGAGUAUCCUUUAACGUUGUUAUUUUUAUAAUAUUAUUUUGUCAUAUAAUUUUAGGAAGAAAUAAUAAGACGAUAAAAUGGAUAAGUAUUGAAAAGGAUGGUAAUUUGUUUAAUCAUGUAGUUCGAUAUUUUAUACAAGAUGAUAAAAUAUUGAAAAUAUAUACAAUUGAUAAUAAUAUAAAUAUGGAUAAUAUUGAUAACGAUUCUUAUAUAAAUAAUGAAGAUAGUUUGAUAAAGAAUAAUUAUAAAAAUGUUGAUAAUUUUUUUAAGAAUAUAUUUUAUAAUAAAGUUCCAUUAAGUUUCAUAAAAGAAAUGUUUUAUGGUUAUAGAAAGAAAAAAAUAUUAAAUUAUAGUGAAAUGAAAAAUUAUAAGAAUAUAUGUAAUAAGAUAUAUAAUUUAGAAGAAUAUAAAGUUGAGAAUAAAUGUGCUUAUUAUUUAUUUAGAAAUAUAAUAUAUAAUUUUAUACCUCAAAAUGCUUUUAUAAAAAAUGAUGGAAAUAACAAAAGAGUUAAUAAUAAUAUGUAUAUGAAAAAUAAGAGAGAGGUACCAUUUAAGUGUUCAUCAUAUAUAUAUUUUUUGGAUAAUAUAUUAAGUAAAAAUCAAAAAAAGAAAGAGGAAUGUAUUUAUAGGAUGAAACGUAUGAAUAUUUCUUAUACAUAUGUAGAAUAUGAAAUAAAAGACACUUUUGAAAAUAUAUUUUUUGAUCUAUUAAAAUAUAUAAGUAAAAUAAUGGAAUCGAAUAAAAAUGUAAUAAAUUUAAAAAAUUAUGAUAAUAAACAAUAUAAAAUGUUCAUAGUAUUAAAUAAUAUAAUAUUAGAGAAAGAAUCUAAAUUAAAACAUGUUUCUUUUUUUUAUAAUACAUUAGAAGAAUAUAUACAAUCAUUGGAUGGUAUAAACAAAAUAUUUGCAGAGGAUAUUAUAAAAGAAAUUAUGGAUAUAUAUUCUAAUCAAAAUAAUGAUAAUAUAAUAGAUAAUGUAUAUAAUGAGAAAGUAUUUCUGAGAUCAAAUGGGGUUGUUAUAAAUAGAAUGUCUAAUUAUAUAAACUAUAAUACCAAUAAUGAUAUAUUUAGAUUGUAUAAUGAUGAUAUUAUUAAUAAAAAUUCAUUUGUCUCUAACAAAAAAAUUGAUAACAAUAAUAAUGAUUAUGAUAAAAAGAAUGCAAAUAAAUAUGGAAAUGAAUUUUUAAAAUUUUCUAUAGUAAACAAUAUGAAUGAUAUAAAAAGUGAUGAACAAAAAGAUAUGUUAGUUUUAUUAAAUAAAUAUUUUUUUGAUUUCUACAUACAUAUAAAACAUAUGAAUGAGGAAUAUACAAAAUAUUUUGAUGUAACAUAUAAAUAUGAUGAAAUUAAAAAUGUGAAGAAGAAUAAAAAUAAGGAUGAUCAAUUAUUAAGAAAAAAAGAAAAUGAAGAGAAGAAGAGAAAGACAUUUUAUACAUCAUUUAUAAAAUUGAAAGAAAAAUAUAUGAAUGAUAAAAUAAAUAAUGAGGGCAAUAUUACUAAUGAAUAUAUAAGUGGUGAAACUAUAAAUGAUAAAUAUGUAAAUAUGAAGCAUUCGAAUGGUGAAUUAUUAAAUCCUAAAAAUAGUACUGACAAGAUAAUCUUAAAUUCAAUGAAUGUCUUAAAAAAUAUAACAGAUAAAAUAAAGAAGGAGAAUAAUUUUUCACAUGUUGAUAAAAUGAAUGAGAUAGAUAUACCUACUGUUGCAGAAGAGGAAAGAAAAAUUGAUGACUUUUAUGAAUAUGAAAAGAAGACUAUGACGAAAAUACAUGAGAAUAAGGAAAAUAUUUAUAGAAUGAUUAAUGAAGACUUAGAUAUAUUAUUAAAACCGGCUCAAGAAGAAUAUAUAAAGGUGGCUAGAAAUAUAAAAAAUAAAUUGUUACAGGAAUAUGAGCAAAUUUUGAAGGAACAAAUAUCAGACGAAGAAAUAUAA